Molecule: messenger RNA, 180 nt
Organism: Sclerotinia sclerotiorum 1980 UF-70
Lineage: Eukaryota; Fungi; Ascomycota; Leotiomycetes; Helotiales; Sclerotiniaceae
Exons: 2
Coding region: 1-180 (59 amino acids)
Source: RefSeq, a predicted model, not a curated record
AUGCCAGUUACGGCUGACGAUGUCUCUAUGAUAUUAAAGCUUAUGAUACAGGCAAUGGAAAAACUCUAUUUUGAAUAUGAUCCUAGCCUGGAAUGCCCACAUCUCGGGAUCCAAUCACCUCAAAUGAUAAACUGUAUUCCUUCAGAGAUCCAACUGUCAUGCGAUUUGACGGAUGGAUAA